Pygocentrus nattereri (red-bellied piranha) is the source of this 2918-nucleotide messenger RNA. RefSeq names its product GIPC PDZ domain containing family, member 2 (gene gipc2). Bases 441 to 1412 code for a protein of 323 amino acids. The record is from RefSeq and is a predicted model, not a curated record. The transcript has 6 exons. NCBI's taxonomy places the organism in Eukaryota, Metazoa, Chordata, Actinopteri, Characiformes, Serrasalmidae. Gene Ontology annotation, molecular function: protein binding.
UUUCAUCCAGAUCAACGCGUCCACUCCGGCUUGGUUCAGCUCUGCGGUCGACUGUUUCUGCCUUUGGGCGAGAAAACAGAACACUCGAAUACCUGAGGCAGGUAAAUGAGUUUCUGUGUGACGUAGGCAGGCUCACUGCGCGUGCGCACUGAGCUCGAGCCCUGUGGGGAAACACUGUCAGUAUUGUUCUCGCGUCCAGUUUAGGAGCCCGGAGCAGCAGGAGGAGCAGCAGGAGCAGCAGCAGGAGGAGGAGGAGGAGCAGCAGCACUCCUCUGACAAAUUCAACACUUUUCUUCUUCCAACUCCCGAGCGCUUCCCGGCAGCAGAGAGGACAGGAAAGCUGGGUUUUUUCUACAGGUUGUUGUUGUUUCUAAUGAGCCUCUCGUAGACCCACCUGAGCCUGAGAGAGAGAGAGAGAGAGAGAGAGAGAGAGAGCAGCCAUGCCUCUGGGGCUGAGGAGGAAGAAGAACAAGUCGCGGGAGAGCUCUCAUCUGGUGGAGAAUGAGGAGGUGGGCGGUGUGGGGAAGACGGAGCUGAACGGCGACGGGGUGGCUCCUCCGCCCGCAGCGCUCCGGCCCCGGCUGGUCUUCCACACGCAGCUCGCUCACGGCAGCGCCACCGGCCGGAUAGAGGGAUUCAGCAACGUCAAAGAGCUGUACGGCAAGAUAGCAGAGGCCUUCAACAUACAGCCCACUGAGAUUUUGUUUUGCACCCUCAACACUCACAAAAUUGAUAUGGAGAAGCUGCUUGGAGGGCAGAUCGGCCUGGAGGACUUCAUCUUCGCUCACAUUAAAGGGAUCAAAAAGGAAGUGGAGGUGUUCAAGGCUGAGGACGCGCUGGGCCUCACCAUCACAGACAACGGGGCUGGAUAUGCAUUCAUAAAGCGUAUAAAGGAGGGCAGUGUGGUGGACGGUGUGAAGGUGAUCUGUGUGGGAGACCACAUCGAGUGCAUUAACGGGAAGAACAUUGUGGGAACGCGGCAUUACGAAGUGGCCCGAAUGCUGAAGGAUCUGCCCAAAGAUCAGUCCUUCACCCUCAAACUGGUCGAGCCCAUGAAAGCCUUUGAUAUGCUGGAGCCAAGGUCAAAAGGAGGCAAACCUGGAGGAGAAAACAAGAUUGGCACUGGCAGAGGGACUCUCAGACUACGCUCCAAAGGUCCAGCAACCGUGGAGGAAGUGCCCACAGAGUUUGAAGAGAAGGCAGUGAAGAAAGUGGAUGACCUGCUCGAGAGUUACAUGGGCAUCCGUGACACGGAAUUAGCGGCAACAAUGGUGGAGGUCGGUCGGGACAAGGUGAACCCGGACGAGUUCGCUAUGGCUCUAGACGAAGCUCUCGGAGACUUCGCCUUCCCAGACGAGUUUGUGUUCGACGUGUGGGGAGCUAUUGGAGACGCCAAGCAGGGACGGUUUUAAUCUCACCCCCCCACUUCCCAUGCUCAGCGAAGUCUUCGGGAUGCUGUAUAGAGAACAGCAGUACGUAGAAGGGAGUGAUGCUGAUUUCCUACCACUGUGAUCUGGCGGCACAUAUACUAUAGCUCACUCAAAGUGUACUUAUUUUCUUAGGCAUCACAAACUUGUUAAGGCAUAUACUUUUCUGUAGAGCGGAGAAGCAAACCCCAGUCAUUUUAACAGGGCCCUCAUAUUCUGGGGAUUUUAAAAUUACACUAAGAAGAGUUCUAGUUUUUGUGCUUCAGUUUGCUGAUUUCCUUCUAAGCACCACGUAUCAUGAAUGUGCCUUUCAGGCUGAUUUACUAAUGUUUGAUUAAAAUCGGUAACAAGGUCAGUGAGCGGUCACUGUGUACGAGUAAUAGAAUGGUCUGUUGUUUUGUGGGGUAGUGAUUUUUCUUGAACAAGCUCACUGAGGCCUAAAUGAGGGGAAACUCUGAAUAUAAGUGAAUUCAUGUGUGACCUGGGCGACAGUCACAAGCAUCCGGCCUGUUUAAUGUUCGCACCACAUUUUUCUACCGUAUUUUCUAAACCAUGUGCUAGAAGGGGCUUCUUUUACUGCACUUGUGUUGACCUUAGAUUCAAAGCAGGUUCGCGUUGCUUAGAAAUCUGUUCCAAUGAAGGACUAUAGGAGUUUUAGCCUCAAGUCUAGACUUCAGUCUGCCGUUAUGUUUUAUACAAUAUCUAUGACUAAAAUAUGAAAUCGUGACGCUUAACUUUAGACGAGGGUGAUCUCCGACACAUUCCUAUGAGAAUAUUUUGUACAUGAAUAUACGAUAAUUGUCAUUUUAUAGAUGGAUAGAUAUAUUUUCAGCCUUUUAAUUUAUUUGUUUAAUAAAAUUCUUGUUUUACGCAGAAUGUUUCGAGACACUGGACGAGGACUAUUUUCGAUAUCUGAUAUGUUUUAUAAUGAAAUUUCAGCUUGGGAAGCUACAGUUUUGCCUCAGCAUUAAACUUCUGAUGUAGUGCCAUCUUAUUGCUAAGCUAGUUUUAGAAAAUCUCACUGCGGCGGCUCAAAGUUUGUUGUCUGCCUGUUUUUUGUCCAUCGGGGAGGAAAACGUACUAGUGAGCCAAAAAUGAAAAUGGAAAUAUGAACAGAAAGCUUUUAAUUAAUGUGAGAAUCGCUGGCUCAGAGCUAGUGCGCCACCUGCUGGACAAAAAACCUCUAUUGGGCUGCUCUUUUUUAUAAUCGCUGUAGUGUCACUCCAUAAGGGACAUUUGUGAUAGAGAUUUAUGUACGUAUGUAUGUAUGUAUGUAUGUAUGUAUGUAUGUACGCCUACACAGAUGUAUUGUGUUAUUUUGUAUGAACAAUACUUUAUUGUGCUCAAAUGCAGGUACUCAGUUAAGCAGCGUGGGACUACUUUCACCAAACCCUGGAAAAGAUAUCGGUGUCGGAUAUCAGCGUCCUAUUUUAUUAAGCAAAUGUUUGAAUAGUCACUCACUGUGAUGAAUAAACUACUAUGAUCCUUGUA